This is a messenger RNA of Dermatophagoides farinae (American house dust mite), 1528 nucleotides long. RefSeq names its product methenyltetrahydrofolate synthetase (gene Mthfs). Gene Ontology annotation, cellular component: mitochondrion. NCBI's taxonomy places the organism in Eukaryota, Metazoa, Arthropoda, Arachnida, Sarcoptiformes, Pyroglyphidae. Gene Ontology annotation, biological process: tetrahydrofolate interconversion; folic acid-containing compound biosynthetic process. Gene Ontology annotation, molecular function: 5-formyltetrahydrofolate cyclo-ligase activity. The record is from RefSeq and is a predicted model, not a curated record.
AUAACGGUAAAUAAAAAAAAGAAGAAAAAAUAGAGAACAGGAUAAUUAACCUGGCGCCAGGUUGUUGAUUAUAAGUUCUUUUGUGGCUAUAUUCAAUAGAAUGAAUGUUUAUUAUUGGUAACUGAUAAUCACCCAAUCAGGUAAGCAAUCAAAUCGAUCUCGAUUUAUGUGAUGGCCUACCAUCACACAUCACAUCAACAAACCAGGUUUCUUUUUCAAACUAAUUCCGGUUAAUUGCCAUUUUUUUCGCUUUAACCAUCAAUGAUGGCCACAGGUACCGACCGAUUAACGAGAUUUAAACGUUGGGUGUUUGUUGUGUUGAAUAUCAACCAUAUAUUAUAUAUACUGUAUUUAUAUGUGUAUGUGUGUAUAACUGUGACCUAAAUCCAUCGGUAAUCUUUUGGUGGAAAAAACUGGUUAUACGAAUUGGGCGAAGAUUUUUUUUUUUGUUCUUUGUGUUUGCUUAAAAAUCAUUGUACAAUAACGGUGGUGCUGGUGGAAUAAGAAACAUUAGCUAUCGAAAUAAUCAAAUUGAUUUGAAGAAAGAAUCAAGGUCAUAGAAAUAUAAUAAUAAUAAUAAUUUGUUACACUAUGAUGAUGAGCUGAUUUAUUUAUUUGUUUGUUUGCAUUCGAUUGAAAUAACAGCCCAUUAAUUUGUGAUGAUAGCUUGCUCACUCAUACUCUUGUGUUUAUUAUAUUCGUGCUUAAAUCAUCACACGUGUAUAAAACACAGGCAAAUAUUUUUUAUGUGUUUGUUUCUAAUCGAAUGGACAAUUCAAAUGCAACAAUGGCCAUUCAACAAUCAAAACGAUUAUUACGUAAAGAAAUGGCCUCAAGAUUAGGACGAUUAUCCGCUCAGGAAAUUGAUCGACAAUCAAAAAUAAUACAUAAGAUGUUAUUUCAAAUGUCCGAAUUCAAACAAGCUAAACGUAUUGGUCUCUAUCUGAGUAUGGAUGGUAAAGAAAUCGAUACCCUGGCCAUAUUAAGUGAAUGUUUUGAACGUGGUAAACAAUGUUUUGUGCCCAGAUAUUCAUCGGAUAAUCCUAAUAUGCAGAUGUUACAGAUUUAUAGUUGGCAUGAUUAUGAACAAAUGCCUAUCGAACCAAAAUAUCGAAUCAAACAGCCAUCUUUAGAUGAUUCUACACGAUCAGAUGCCAUGAAUUCAGGUGGAUUAGAUUUAAUUGUAGUUCCUGGUGUAGCAUUCACAUGUAAUGGUCUACGUUUAGGACAUGGUAAAGGAUACUAUGAUCGAUGGUUAAAUCAAUGUCGACAACGAAUUUCAUCCGAUCAAAAUCAUCGAUAUCCAAUUACAAUCGGUCUAUCAUUUGUUGAACAAAUUGUCGAUCAAAUUCCAGUCAAUGAAUUCGAUAUACCCAUUGAUCGAAUAUUAUAUCCAUUGGACAAUGUUUCUCAUUGAUUUAUUGUUGUUUUUGUAUUGGAGACCAAACUUUAUUCCACAAUAAUAAUAAUAAUAAUAUAUAUUCGGCUGAAAGAAAGUUGGGAAUAAAUGAAUGACAAAAAAAAUGAA